Messenger RNA from Hemiscyllium ocellatum (epaulette shark), 1350 nucleotides. RefSeq names its product ST3 beta-galactoside alpha-2,3-sialyltransferase 7 (gene st3gal7). NCBI's taxonomy places the organism in Eukaryota, Metazoa, Chordata, Chondrichthyes, Orectolobiformes, Hemiscylliidae. Bases 1 to 1095 code for a protein of 364 amino acids. Gene Ontology annotation, molecular function: lactosylceramide alpha-2,3-sialyltransferase activity. The transcript is spliced from 6 exons. The record is from RefSeq and is a predicted model, not a curated record.
AUGAGGACAGCUCGGCACAUAAUCUGCUACAGGAACAGGCAGCAAUCUCUGUUCACAUCAGUCACGCUGUUGUCCCUCUGUUACCUGGUGCUGCUGUACCCUUCCUACCACAAGCAGCAGGAUAUCUGGAGAUAUUACAGAAUGUCUGAGGAUCACGUUGUGCGCCUGCACAAUCGAAGCCAGCGGAUAGUCUCUGGUGCCUGCAAAGCAAACUCCAGCUGGUCCAAAUUCUCUGUGCUGUAUUCGGGGAAGCAGCUGGCCAGGAUUCCUGUAUUUGUGCAGAAAGAGAUGAUCCCACGUCCGGGCACCACAUCUUACAGUCCGCCACUGGGCUUCAGAGGUUGUGAGGAGCAGCUGCAAGAAGUCAUGGAGAUGCUGCCACAAGCCGGGCUUCCAAUGGGGGUGGCGCAGGGCAGCUGCUUGAGGUGUGUUGUCAUAGGGAACGGUGGCAUUCUGCGAGGCAGCAGGCUUGGGACCUACAUUGACCAACACAACAUCAUUAUCAGGAUGAAUAAUGGGCCUGUGAUAGGUCACGAGGACGAUGUGGGAUGGAAGACCACAUUGAGGAUCACAUAUCCAGAAGGUGCUCCCCUGUCUCCCUGGGAAUAUGAUUCAAACUCACUUCUUGUGGUGGUGACGUACAAAAGCACAGACCUUGCUUGGCUAAAGGCAAUGGUCAGGAAGGAGUCAAUGAAUCUUUGGCAGAAGAUGUGGUUUUGGCAAUCGGUGGUUGAGUCAAUCCCUUUAGAACCAACAAACUAUCGAGUAUUAAAUUUGGAUGUCGUCAGAGAAGCAACACUGAAUCUCUUGGGCUUCCCAGAGCCUCAUGACAAUCAUUGGACGUGGAAGCAGGUGUUUCCAACACAGGGAGUGAUUUCCAUCGUCACAGCCCUGUACUUGUGUGAUGAGGUUAACGUUGCUGGUUUUGGCUAUGACAUGUCUCGGCCAGACCUGCCUUUACAUUAUUAUGAAACAGUCCGGAUGAAUGCGAUGAACGCUCAGGCUGUGCACAAUGUGAACCGAGAAAAACACUUCCUGGUUUCUUUAGUGAAAGCCAAUGUUGUUAAUGACCUUACUGAUGGGAUCAGCUGGUAGAAUGGGUACUGGAGAUCCACAGCCUACAGCUGAAGUCUCGAUCUUUUAAACACUUAAAGCGAAGGAAUAUUUCAGCAACAUUCUUCAUGUUGCGGCAAACAUCUUCAAGCACAGACAAAUUCCAGACAAACUACACAGUGUUCUUCCUGCAGCAUUUUCCAAACAAAAGCAAUGCACAUUUAAGCAGAAAUUUGUCGCACAACUGUUAUGGAAGGGUAAGUUAACCAAGAGUUGGUAUAUUCGCAGGCAGUUGUC